UUGUGGAUGGAAUUCUGACGUCGGCAAACCGUUGUCCAAUAGGUUCACUCCAUUUUAAUCAACCGAGCGCGUCGCGGAUAAUAAUGGACGCGUCGCUCGCUCCUCUCGCAGCGCGUCAUGUGAUACGCGCUGGAAUUCGACACCUCGGGCUUUGAAAGCUCUGGUGUGUUCAUGGGACGAGAUGUUGGCGCACAGCUUCUCCCGAGGACACGCGCUGGAGACGCGUCUGUUUCUGCACGCUCCGGACGCGUAACAUACGAUUAAACGUGGACGUUUGAAUUAUGUAUUAUCAUUACAGAGGGACGUCGAAAGGAAACGUUUUGAGGAAUACGUUUUCAUUAUCUGUGGAUUAUUUUCACUUGUCAGUUUCUUAAUUUAUUUCACUCAAGUCCAUGACAGGAGAGGUCGAGCAGGACAGAAAAAAUGGCAAAGGCUGGAGAAGUCCAGGGAAUUCGAUGGCUACGCCUGCCAGAGGUGACCUGAGAAACUGGAAGGUGAUGCUGUUGAUGUUUGUAUGUCUUCUGGGUCUGGUUGAUGGACAUUUUCUGCAGAAAGAGGCAGAGGAACUUCCCCCCGGCAUGCUGAGAGCCCAUUCGACACCUCCGGAUCGUCCUCGACGACACCAACAGAACCCAGACCGGUGGCAGAGUAAAGCACCCUGGGUUGAAAUGCAGGACGCAUCUGUAGCAGAAGAAGGUGAGGAGCAUCGAGUCCGUUGGCAACGUUCCUCUACAAACAUCUCCACCGCUAGGAAAUCCCGCAAGGAGCACAAGGAACGUCGGAACCGGACGCGAGGUCGGAACAGCCAGGACUGUCGUAUGGAGAGGAAGCAGAUGCGCGUGCGCGAUUUGGGACUUGGAUACGAUUCGGACGAGAUUGUCCUGUUUAAGUACUGUGUGGGAACGUGCAUGCGCGCCCGUAGGAACUACGACCUGGCCCUGAAGGUGCUGACGGAUAACGGCAGCGUUCCGAGCCGAAAGGUGAGCACUCAGCCCUGCUGCCGGCCCACGCGCUUCGAGACCGUCUCGUUCAUGGACGCCCAGACCAGCUGGCAGACGAUUAAAUGGCUUUCGGCAGCCAACUGCAGCUGUGUGGGGUGAGCAGGGAAAAUCGAUCCAAAGCUCCUGUAUAGUGAGUGAGAAAAUUCCUUGCGGUGCUCCUGCCGAGGCCUGUCGAGCUUUAACAGAGAGAGGCAACCACUCCAGAUCCGAUCUCAUAGGAUGGGCACAGGAGGCAUCCAAAUAAGGGAUGUCCUGAAGGGUCACCCGGCUGUCUGUGAUGUUAGAGGAGAUGCGAACCUGCCAAUCAAUCUCGGGAUACCCGCUCCGGUCUGCAGUCUUUAAGAUUUUGUGAAAAGUAACUUGAAGGCCUACGUUUCACAAUGUCUGCAUUCUGGGAUUGUGGAUUUGUCGAUCAGUAUGUUUGGAAAUUGCUGUGGAUAUCAUGAAGGUUCAUUUAACCAAAGCGGAAGCUGCUUUUGAUUCACUAAUCGGUUUAGCAUGUGUGUUUAUUAUAUAUAUGUAUACACACACACGUUUUCCUAAGCUAAGUGCACACUACCCAUGCUUAAAGUGCUGGAUGUUGGACCCACAUACGGCUGUCAUAAGCACAUUCAACAUCCUCUGUUCAUGACAUUUUAAGAAAUACCUCUUUACCAUAUGAUCCUCUGAAAUCAAAGCAUUUCAAUAGUUGUUUUAUCUUUUCACUCAAUGCACUUUUGGUGCAUUUUAAAAUUAUGGUAUGGGCCAAAAUUAGUGUAGACAUCAUAAAUUGACAAUAAACAUGAUUGUAAGGGAAAGUCAUAAACUCUU
This is a messenger RNA of Paramisgurnus dabryanus, 1811 nucleotides long. RefSeq lists its product as uncharacterized. Gene Ontology annotation, molecular function: glial cell-derived neurotrophic factor receptor binding; growth factor activity; receptor tyrosine kinase binding. The record is from RefSeq and is a predicted model, not a curated record. NCBI's taxonomy places the organism in Eukaryota, Metazoa, Chordata, Actinopteri, Cypriniformes, Cobitidae.